UAAUUUAAGGUAGGAGAGAAGAGUUACACAAUAGUUGAUCAGAAGAGAUCCGAAAAGAAAUCCAGAAUAAUUAAUUAGAAGAUGGCAAAAUCAGCAGCUUCCAAAAUUGCGAGUCUUGUAUUGAGAAUCUUAACUAUUGUUCUUCUCUUGAUAUCCCUCGUUGUGCUCUCCACCAAUUCAAAAACUGUGGAAACCGACCUUGGUGUAGCGCAAAUCAGAUUUAAGGAUAUUCUUGCUUACCGAUACGUGCUUUUUACGAUCGUGAUAGGCGUUGCUUAUUCCCUUUUGCAACUUGUAUUUACAAUCUUCGAGGUAAUUAGAAGCAGUGAAGGCAACCUUGUAUUUGACUUCUACGGUGACAAGAUUAUAUCGUAUGUGCUAGCGACGGGUGCUGGAUCAGGAUUUGGUGUUACAAACGACAUGAAGCAACUCUAUGAAUUGGGAAACUUCUUUGAAAAGUCGUAUGCUUCCAUCAGCCUCCUUUUCCUUGGAUUUAUCUGCACUGCCGUACUAUCGGUGCUUUCUUCUUAUGCGCUUCCUAAGCCAGUCUAGUAUUAUUGUAAUAAUUAGCAUAUACAAAUGGAAAAUUUGAUCACACUUAUUCUUUUUCUAGAAAUAUUUUGGAAAAAAAAUGCAGUAUGCUUUUGUGGGUAGUGUACCGAUCAAAUCGAAUCCUUUGUUGCCAGGGUGGCAUACGUAGUUGCAACAUCCAUGUAACUUUGUACUCGUGUUAGUUUUUUAAGGAAAUAUAUAUAUAUAUAUAUAUGACCUUUAUUGCAAA
Humulus lupulus (European hop) is the source of this 781-nucleotide messenger RNA. Its product is annotated as CASP-like protein 4D1. The transcript has 3 exons. The record is from RefSeq and is a predicted model, not a curated record. The coding region runs from base 82 to 552 and encodes 156 amino acids. Lineage: Eukaryota; Viridiplantae; Streptophyta; Magnoliopsida; Rosales; Cannabaceae.